UACUGUAGCGAAUAAUCAUAAUGUCUCCCCUUUUCUGUUCUUCUUGAAAUGCGCUUAUUUUCUUCUUAUAUAUUCCUCCUAAAUCAAGGCUCUUUGGAAAAAUCUGUUAUUGAUUAGAUUCAUUCUACUAUUAUUGAUCAGGGGUUGAGCCAAUACUGCCGUUUAUUAAGUGGCCGCACAACCAAGUAUGAGUGUCUAUUACAGUAGCAGCCAUAGAAGUGGGACAAUGGCUGGUGUUUUUCUGCUGCUUUUGCCCAUUUUCUUUCCCAGUCUUUUCACUCCUUUGAGCUAUGCCUCCCCCUCCAUUUUCUCGGAAUGGAAUGCUCCAAAACCCAGGCACUCGCGUCUUCUGAAGAGUGCUCUACAACGCCAAACUUCAUCUGAAGAACAGUCUGACCUAUGGAUGCCUUUGGCCUACCAAGGAUGGAAACCCUGUACUGAAUCUGUCAUCGCCUCUACACUACCUGAAAAAUCUGAGGGAUAUAUUCAAGUGUUCCUCGAUGGAGGAUUAAAUCAACAAAGGAUGGCGAUCUGUGAUGCAGUUGUUGUUGCCAAGAUCCUGAAUGCUACACUUGUGAUCCCUUAUUUGGAAGUAAAUCCUGUUUGGCAAGAUUCAAGUACAUUCGAGGAUAUCUUUGAUGUUGAUUAUUUCAUCAAUGUAUUGAAAGACGAUAUAGCAAUAGUUAAAGAGCUGCCCGAUGAAUUAUCUUGGAGCACACGAGAGUAUUAUGCAACUGGUAUUCGACCUACCAGAAUCAAGACAGCAUCAGUUCAUGCUUCGACAAACUGGUAUUUGGACAAUGUAUUGCCUGUCCUGCAGAGUUAUGGAAUUGCUGCAAUAGCACCAUUUUCUCACCGAAUGACAUUUGACAACUUGCCUAAGUACCUCCAACACCUUCGAUGUAAAGUGAACUUUCAAGCACUAGCCUUUGUUCCUCACAUAAGACAUCUUGGAGAUGUCCUUGUCAAUCGCCUCAGAGAUCCUUCUACCAAAGAUGGUAGUAAUUACAUUAGAGAGGUUAGUGAGAAGUACAAACUAGGAGCAGGGAAGUUUGUUGCUCUUCACCUUCGCUUUGACAAGGAUAUGGCUGCACAUUCAGCGUGUGAUUUUGGUGGUGGAAAGGCUGAAAAACUGGCAUUAGCCAAAUAUAGGCAAGUGAUUUGGCAGGGAAGAGUCCUAAACUCUCAAUUUACUGAUGAAGAGUUGAGAAGUCAAGGACGGUGCCCAUUGACCCCAGAAGAAAUUGGAUUACUGCUGGCAGCUUUGGGAUUUGACAAUAGCACUCGAUUAUAUCUUGCCUCCCAUAAGGUUUAUGGUGGGGAAGCCCGGAUCUCAACCCUGAGAAGUUUGUUUCCGCUGAUGGAAGACAAAAAGAGCCUUGCUUCUUCAGAUGAAAGAGCUCUUAUUAAAGGGAAG
Messenger RNA from Nicotiana tabacum (common tobacco), 1417 nucleotides. The record is from RefSeq and is a predicted model, not a curated record. Lineage: Eukaryota; Viridiplantae; Streptophyta; Magnoliopsida; Solanales; Solanaceae.